AAAUGAUAUAAAAUAAUCCACCUCGACCAAACAUGAGAAGUUCAGCUUGCAAAAUUAACAAUUCAUUGCUCUAUGAUGAAGUUUAUCCGACUAAUAACUACUCCUAACUAGAUAAGAUAAACACCAAUAUUUUACUAAACAGCAACAUAGCUAGUAAUUAAAAACAAAUUUGAUUUCCUUGCUGAAAGAAAAAUACAUCAACCCCCGGAAUGCCGCGGUUACACGCCAAUGCUCUAUUUGAUUUUUAACCAUGCAACAAACUGAGAUUGAAACAGUACUUAAUUAGCACUAGCGUAAUCAACUAAUCGUUGUCAAUGUACACGUGAGCUCGACUUAGAUUUCAUGGCUAGCAAACCAGCUUUUCUCUAGUUUAAAAGUCCAUCUUUCUGAAAUUUUAAUGGAACAACCAGUAACAGAAGUCUACUUGUACCUAGUUUAUUAUUAGUACAACUAGAUGAAGCAGCAAGUCAACUAGUAGCGCACAGCCAAAGUCGAACACCACUCUUCGUUCUCUUCGCACCCAAGAAAUCCAUUUUUGCGAGCUUGGUCAUCACCGAAAUCUCAUUGGCCAUGGAAGAAUCUUAUAUAAAUAGAUGGAACACCUACCUCUCCCACGAUCGCAACGAAUUGAAGCAUUUCGUCUCGAGGCGCGGCACGAUGAAGAGGCUGACAUUCGGCGCGGAACCGGAGAUGGUGGACAGCGCAAGCAUAGCUCAGGAGGUCAUGCUGCUCCUCGCGCGGAGCGGCGGCGGCGGCGCCGGCUAUGUCGUCGGCCACGGCGGCGAGGCUCCGCGCGUCUUCGAGUGCAAGACGUGCAGGCGCCGGUUCCCGUCGUUCCAGGCGCUCGGCGGCCACCGCGCGAGCCACAAGCGGCCGCGGGGUGGUGGCGGUGGUGGCGCGGCCGCCGCCGUAGCCGCCGCGGCGGGCGAGGGGGAGGCGGGUGUCGCGCUCUCGCUCGCGGCGGGGACGCCGGCCGUGAAGGCCUCACGCGCGCACGGGUGCGCGGUGUGCGGCGUGGAGUUCGCGCUCGGGCAGGCGCUCGGCGGCCACAUGCGGCGGCACCGCAUCGCCGGCGCCGAGGCCGACGAGGCGGUGAGCGCCCGCGGCGGCGAGCCGGCGCCCGAGCGGAAUCCACGCGAGGCGAGGGGUGUGGUUGGCUUGGACCUGAACGCUGCUCCCGCCGACGACACAGGCCUCCUGCUGGUAGACUGCCUGUAAUGGCAUUCUGCCCUACCUAACCAUGUGAUCGUUUCUUCUUUUUAUCGUUUUUUUUGGUUUUGUAAAUUUGAAAAAUUGGCAGCUGUUCUCCAAAAAAACAGUAGGAUCAAUAGUUCAAAAUACAACAUGAAUACGAUUUGAUUACAGACUUGUAAUUACAGAAUUGUAGUUUGCCUUUCUUGCAUGAAUCGUGCAAGAUCAUUCUUUCUUUGUAAUAAAAUAAAAUAAAAUAAA
This is a messenger RNA of Oryza sativa Japonica Group (Japanese rice), 1452 nucleotides long. RefSeq names its product zinc finger protein ZAT12-like. NCBI's taxonomy places the organism in Eukaryota, Viridiplantae, Streptophyta, Magnoliopsida, Poales, Poaceae. The record is from RefSeq and is a predicted model, not a curated record.